Molecule: messenger RNA, 1815 nt
Organism: Dendrobium catenatum
Lineage: Eukaryota; Viridiplantae; Streptophyta; Magnoliopsida; Asparagales; Orchidaceae
Product: polypyrimidine tract-binding protein homolog 3
Exons: 15
Coding region: 211-1554 (447 amino acids)
Biological process (GO): regulation of RNA splicing; mRNA processing
Cellular component (GO): nucleus
Molecular function (GO): mRNA binding
Source: RefSeq, a predicted model, not a curated record
AUUCAGGGCACAUACUCAGAUAAAGACUUUCAUUCAGGCCGAUUAGGGCACCACGCCGUCGGCUGCGACGCUCGAGGUGUCGAGGACCCGCCCACAGAUCAAAAUCCACUUCGCUCGCUUGAAAGGAUCCGUAGCUCUCUCUCCGGGAAUCUCCUUUUCAGGAUCUGAGAUAGUAUUACUACCAGGGUUCGUAGAAGAGGCAAGUGGAAGAUGACGGAGCCCUCCAAAGUUAUUCACGUUCGCAAUGUCGGGCAAGAGAUUUCCGAGAAUGACCUGCUUCAAUUGUUGCAACCGUUUGGCGUGGUUACUAAGCUUGUGAUGUUACGCGCCAAAAACCAGGCGCUUCUCCAAAUGUAUGAUAUAUCUUCUGCUGCUAGCGCACUUCAAUACUACUCAAAUGUCCAACCCAGUGUCAGGGGCAGAAAUGUUUAUAUGCAGUUUUCUUCUCAUCAGGAACUAACAACUGUUGAUCAAGGUUCACAAGGACGAAAAGACCAGGAUUUGGAUCCCAAUCGAAUCCUGUUAGCUACAAUUCAUCACAUGCUCUACCCUAUAACAGUGGAAGUUCUGCAUCAAGUUUUUUCUCCUCAUGGUUUUGUGGAGAAGAUCGUCACAUUUCAGAAGUCAGCUGGAUUUCAAGCUCUCAUUCAGUAUCAAUCACUCCAAUGCGCUGUUCUGGCAAGAAACACUCUGCAAGGACGCAAUAUAUAUGAUGGCUGCUGUCAAUUAGAUAUACAGUAUUCCAACCUUAAUGAGCUGCAGGUUAAUUAUAACAAUGAUAGAUCAAGAGAUUUCACAAAUCCAUCACUACCUUCUGAACAACGGGGUAGAUCAUCACAACUUGGGUAUGGUGAUGCUGGAGGCCUUUACGCACUUCAUCCAUCUGGAGGCAGAGCGGUUACAAUGGCUCAGAUGAACAAUGCUGCGGCAGUUGCAGCUGCUUUUGGUAGUGGUCUGCCUCCCGGUAUAAGUGGUAGUAAUGACAGGUGCACCAUACUUGUCUCUAACCUCAAUACUGAUAAAGUCGAUGAGGACAAACUUUUCAACUUGUUUUCCAUGUAUGGUAACAUUGUAAGAAUCAAAUUACUUCACAACAAACCAGAUCACGCUCUCGUUGAGAUGGGGGAUGGUUUUCAAGCUGAACUAGCCGUGCACUUUCUGAAGGGCGCAAUGUUAUUUGGUAAAAAGCUUGAGGUGAAUUACUCCAAGUACUCAAACAUUACCCCUGCCCAGGAUGCCCAUGAUUAUGGUGGAUCAAGCCUUAACCGCUUCAACCGCAACGCAGUGAAGAACUACCGCUACUGCUGUGCCCCAACUAAAAUGAUUCACAUAUCCACUCUUCCACAAGAUAUCACUGAAGAUGAGCUCAUCUCUCAUCUGGAAGAACAUGGAACCAUUGUGAGCACCAAAAUAUUUGAGGUGAAUGGUAAGAAGCAAGCCUUAAUCCUGUUUGAAGAUGAGGAGCAAGCCACCGAGGCCCUUGUUUGCAAGCAUGCUUGCAACAUUGAUGGGAACACCAUUCGGAUUUCUUUCUCCCAGUUGCAGAGUAUCUAGAAGAUUCCAGUAUAUAGUGUUUUUCAUGGAGGAGGACUAUAUGUAUGUUCUGCUUGUAAUUCUUAAAGAUUGCUAGCAAAUGGUUAAUGAUUUCCUUUUGCAGUUGUUUUGGAUGCUUGUUUCUGUUGCAGUUAUGUAAGAUUUGUUUUGAUGAGGAUGUUCACUUAGAAUUGUUAGUUUAAUGCAGACUAUUGGGAUUGUAUUAUAAUCAUGCAGACUUUAUGGUUUAAUACUUUGCCUGUGCUAUUGGAUUUCUGUUUA